Molecule: messenger RNA, 222 nt
Organism: Soboliphyme baturini
Lineage: Eukaryota; Metazoa; Nematoda; Enoplea; Dioctophymatida; Soboliphymatidae
Source: the annotation of a GenBank genome assembly
AUGAAACCUUUACCCACUGAAUUCGACUGUCCGUUUUGCGAGCAUCCGAAGACUUGCGAAGUAUUAAUGAACGUGAAAGCUAAAGUUGGGUAUAUUGAAUGUCGAGUGUGUGGAGAAAAUUUCCAAACAUCGGUUCACAACUUGUCCCUCCCGGUCGAUGUUUACGCUGAUUGGAUAGACGCAUGCGACGAGGCGAAUCGCAUGUUUUGGGCUCGUAAAUAG